AUGGCAGAUUUGCUCAUAAUCUCCUCGAGCAUUGUUCGACCCGUAAACAACAGCCGAUCGGGUCGGGCAAAGAUCCAUCUUACUCCAUUUGAUCUUACUCAACUUCAAUAUGAUUAUCCUCAAAGAGGUCUUCUCUUUCCCAAACCCGAUCCAAAUUUCGAUCUCAUCUCUCGACUAAAGGCCUCUCUCUCUGUUGCCUUGGAGACCUACUUCCCUUUCGCAGGUCGUCUCGUCAAAGUGGAGAAUCUUGAAGAUAACUCGGCGUCGUUUUACAUAGACUGUGAUGGCUCCGGCUCAAGAUUUCUCCACGCCGAAGCUAAAUCAAUCUCGGUGAGUGAUUUUCUACAGCCUGAUGGUUCUGUUCCCAAUUUCAUAAAGCUCUUCUUUCCUGCUGAUGAUUUCAAGAGCUGUGAUGGUGUCUUGGAGCCCUUACUUGCAUUACAAGUCACUGAGAUGAAGGAUGGAGUUUUCAUCGGAUUCUGUUACAACCACUUGGUAGCAGACGGUGCUUCGAUGUGGAACUUCUUCCACACUUGGUCCAAGAUUUGCUCGAGUGGUUCGGUUUCUUCAGAUCAUCAGCCUCUUAUUCUUAAAGGAUGGUUCCUUGACGGGAUCAACUACCCUAUCCAUAUUCCAGUUUCAGAGACGGAGAGGUCACAGCCAAGCCGUGAACUAUCUUCCGUAGCCAGUACAAAAGACAGGGUAUUUCACUUCACAAAGAAGAAUAUUUCUGAUCUCAAAGCUAAAGCCAACAGCGAGGUUGAUUCUAGUGACUUGAAAAUCUCAUCUAUUCAAGCAGUUUCUGCACAUAUGUGGAGGUCUAUCAUCAGACACAGUGGUCUCAGCCGAGAAAGAGAGACGCAUUGCAAAGUAGCAGUGGACUUGAGACAGAGGCUGAAUCCUCCACUCGAGAAAGAUUGUUUUGGGAAUAUGGCCUAUCUUUCAUCAGCUAUAGCUACCGUGGAAGAGCUGCUGGAUCGUGGGCUAGGAUGGGCCGCUUUGCAAAUAAAUAAAGUAGUGAAGUCGCAAACUAAUGAAAACUGUAAAACUUUUGCAGAGGAUUGGAUUAGGAAUGUAAAGAACCUAAAAGUAGGCGUUGGUGGAAGAACGGAUGGUGAUACUAUAGUUGUCGCAAGCUCUCCCCGGUUUGAAGUGUACAACAACGAUUUCGGUUGGGGUAAACCGAUUGCAGCUCGAGCUGGACCGGGCAAUAGCAUCAGUGGUAAACUUGUAUUUUUCCCUGGAAUCGAAGAAGGAACUAUAGAUGUUCAGGCGACACUAUGGUCUCAUGUACUAGUUAAUCUACUAGCCGACGUAGAAUUUGUUGAGCAUGUAACUAUUGCAUAAUUUGAAAUAAAACAUAUUAUUCGGACUUACA
Capsella rubella is the source of this 1378-nucleotide messenger RNA. RefSeq lists its product as uncharacterized. The transcript has a single exon. Lineage: Eukaryota; Viridiplantae; Streptophyta; Magnoliopsida; Brassicales; Brassicaceae. Bases 1 to 1347 code for a protein of 448 amino acids. The record is from RefSeq and is a predicted model, not a curated record.